CAUGCGCAGUGGAAAAAUCAGAUUGUGAAAUUCGAACAUGCUGAACACAGCAACUUGACAAAUUUCAACGGUUUUAUGAGAGAAAAAGGUAAAACGGAGUCUUUACGUUAUAUAUACGGGAAACACCGUGUGCAUGGAUCCAAGGAUAGCUUGGUAUCCGCCUGAACAUUUGGGAUUGGCGCACGAUAUAUGGACAACUAUCUGGGAGGCAGAGAUAGGCGUGGACAACAUGUCCCUCAACAAUUCAAAUCCAAAUUUGGACCAAAAAGCUCAAGAGUACAUUCCACUAAACUAUGCUAAUAAUUUUGAUCAAAAGGUUGCUGUGAAUAACAGACAAAAUAGCAUUCAGAACUCACAGAAUCAAUACAAAAGAAAAUGGGAUAAUAAGGCCAGCACCUAUGGCUUGAAUCAUUCUUCUAAUAAACAUUUUCUCAGAGAAGAUGGAGGAUUAACACCUUGGAAACCAAGAGAAAAACAGUAUAAACUACCAGGACAUAUUGGGCUCCAUGAAGAGAUCAAGGAUUUCUUCGUAAAAGAGAAACUUUACAAGAUGUCAAAAAGUGGUGUUGAGAUUUUUGGUAGUUUUCGUACAGGGCUUUAUCUUCCAACAAGUGAUAUAGACCUGGUGGUGUUUGGUAAAUGGGAGCAAUUACCUCUUCAUACUCUAGAGAAAGCGCUGUUAGAAAAGGGCAUCACAGAUAAAGACAACAUUAAAGUGCUGGACAAAGCUUCGGUACCGAUUGUGAAGUUAACAGAUCUGCAAACAGAUAUAAGAGUAGACAUCAGUUUUAAUGUUCCUAACAGUGUCAAAAGUGCCAAGCUUAUCAUGAAAUUCAUGAGCGAAUACCCGAUAUUAAAGUACCUCGUGCUUGUGUUGAAACAGUUUUUACUACAGCGUGAUCUUAAUGAAGUCUUCACAGGGGGAAUCUCAUCUUAUAGUCUCAUUUUACUGACCGUCAGCUUUCUACAGUUAAAUCCACGAGAAGAUGCCACCAAUCCAAAGAUCAACUUAGGCAUCAUGUUGAUAGAGUUCUUCGAGUUGUACGGUCGACAUUUCAACUAUCUCAACACAGGUAUUCGAAUUAAAAACGGGGGCGCCUAUGUUCCAAAGGAUGACAUCACAAGAGAGAUGGACAAUGGUCAUAGGCCUUCCUUGCUGUGUAUUGAGGACCCACUCACACCAGGCAAUGAUAUAGGGCGAAGUUCAUACGGUGCAAUGCAGGUAAAGCAGGCUUUCGAGUACGCUUACCUUCAGUUACAGUACGCUCUAGCUCCCCAAAAUAGACAUCUUCUUAGUGGACCUCAAAGCAUAUUGGGGCGUAUCGUCCGUGUUACAGAAGAGGUACAAGACUACAGACGAUGGAUAAAAGAACAUUUUCCCGUAAAAACUAAGGAAGUUAGUAAGGUGGAUUCGAAAACGAGAACAUACGCAAGUGUUGCAACGUCAACGUCCAAUCCUAAAUCAAAGUUAGAUCAGGAUAAUAAUAACGGCCCAGUGUUGAUAGGGGAUCAGAAACAAAAGGCUGUGGAAAGUGAGAACUCCGACUCAAGUGGUAACAGUUCCGUUUGUAGGUCCUCCUCCUCUAGUGUCUGCAGUGCUGGUUCGAGCCCAAGUCUUGAUAGUGAACCGGAUUCUGAUGCAGAGACUGCCUCAACGGAGAAAAAAGCACUUGUUCCUAAUGAUGUUGAAAAAACAAAAGAAGGAAGUCGCGAAUUUCGCAAUAGCAGAGACCAACUGAAACAAGUUCAAAGGUUAAGUCCAAAGAGUCGUGAUGGAAGCUCUAGUAGUGUGUCGUCGAACCGCUCGGCGGCUUCCGUGUCAAAUUAUCGGCCCAGUUCUGUGAAUAAUAACUACAGCAAUAAUUACUCGUAUCAGGAUAAUUACAAUAGAAACACUGAUCAUGGUGGUGGAUAUUGUUACUCUGGUAACCGGCCUCAUAGUAGUAAAUCAAACUAUUAUAAGCAGCAUCUGUCGGGGAACCAGGGCAGCAAAAACUUGGCACAUUAUCCUCACCAUCCGUCGUCAGCGUCUACACGUCGCCGUCGACGGAAUAGCGCCAAUGGAAAUAAGACUGUAAAAGAAACUAAUAGCAAAGACAGAUAUCAAAACAACAGAGGUGAUUACUCAUCAGCAAGCGUGUCAAGGUAACACAUCAGUAAGGCCCGCACUACAAGCGUGUUGGGCUCGUCAAAUAUUACAGCUGGGCGAGUGUAAAUACCUUUUUUAGCAACAGAAAUCGUAUUUUUUAAUCAUUCACAGGAAAGAACCAUUUCUUUAUAAUGAUAGGGGUUGAAAAAAUUGAAAGGAACUGACAUCUGGUGUGUUAAUUAAUCCAUUUGAUCAUGAAAUGUUUUUCAUCUUGAAAAUAUGCAUUUAUUUAAUUAGAGAGUUUUGUUGUAUUAUAGGACUAAAUAACUAAGAUCUUUUAAAACUGAGAAAAAAAAGUAUGUGUGUCUCAACAAAUGGUAUCCAGUGUUGUUUUCAGAUAUUUAUUUUUUCCCUUUUUUCUUAUUUUGUAUAUAUUAUUAAGAGUGAAAAUCUCAUCAGUGGUGUAAACCUUUUAAGGUGGGAUCAGAAUGCGUGAAAAAAAAAACUUGACGGAAAUACAAUUUUAAUGUAAUCAUAUGCAUCACUUAUGGCACAUUGGUACCUUUUGUUGAGACACGGCUAAUUCUGUAUAGUGAUAUUACUUGGCCUUGAAAUGAUCUUCACUUUACAAAUUGGAUAUAAACAAGGGAAAAGAAGAUGCAACAUUACCAACUGGUUAUUAUUUUAAUACACAGAUAUUUUUUUUACAAGGUUGGCAACGUUUUUAAGAAAUUGCUUAAAAGAAUUUUCAGUUUCCCUUCGUUAGUUUUAUGAAAAGAUUUUACUGUAGCCCUUUUUUUAAAAAAAAAAAAUUUGCAUGAAAUUUAUUCAGAGGUUUUGAGUUGUCUGUGUAAAUUUAUUUUUAGAAAUUAACUGGCCUUAAAGCAUUUUGUGAAGAUCAGUAUGUAAUGUCCAUAUCUCAUGGAAAAACAUGAGUUUGAACUUUCAUGUAUGAGUUAUGAUGGUUUUGCACCGUAGCCCACAGUAUAUCAAUUUCCGUUUUUGCCUGACGGAUUUAUUUUUCUCAUGUUUCCAUGUAAAAUGUUCAUCUUCUAUGUCUAGUCUAAACCUAUGUUCUAUUCUUUAAACAUUUACAUUACAUGCAUUUAUAACAAUUUCCUUGAUAAUUUUUAUACAAAGAAAAUGUAAAACAAAAUCAGUCAAUCCCUCAAAGUCGGUACGAAGGCAGAUUGAUUGAUUUAGUUUUACAUUUCUUUGGCCUGUAUCUUUCUUGGUGCUACAAUAAGGUUGGAAAAGUCACGACAGUUGCCUAGUCAGUACGACUUAAAAACCGAUUCAAAAGGGGAGGUAAUAAGUAAAUUUCUGGUUUAUAGAAAAGAUUUUAAGCAAAGACUGAAUGACAAAAUACAAGAGUAAAUUAUAAGAUUAUUCAUGCAAAGAUUUUUGUCCAAAGUAUUUUCUACAUUUUCUAUAUUAUUUAUACCUGUUGCUUACUGUAAAGCUGCAUGUAGCCUGCCAGCAUUAAAACUAACAGAUGAAAUAAGAUAAAGUUACAAAUUUUGAACAUGAUUUGUGGUUUUUAGAAAUAGUUUUAUAUUGUCAGCCAAUGACAUUAAAUAAAGUCUGAUGUAAAGCAGACACUUCAUCCAACUUGACGGAGAGUGUGAUUUCUGGUAAAGAUACAGUAUUAAAUUCUGGAUUUUUCACAUUCUGAAACAUGAAAUAACAUGCAAAAAUAGUUGUUGUUCCAUACGAAUAAAGAUAGAAUUUUUGAACUUAAAAUUAAAAUACCUUCUUAGAAAUAUUUUAAUGGUUAAUUAAUUACAGUAAGUUAUUCAGAAUAUUAAACUUGCAGUUAGCAGAAUUCUGUGUUAGCUUGGACUUAAAACUGAGAUUGAAAUAUCCCUUUGUUAAGAAAGAGAUGUCCAUCUUCUAAGUACGUAAGCUGUAUAUAUAUCUGAUAUCUGUUAUUCAUACUUUUUACAUUUUUGUCACUAAGUCUUUCUUUUUUGUCCCCUCAUGCUAAAUAGAAUGGUAUGUACCAGUUGUUGAUUCUCAAGAUAUUGAAUUGUCAAAUACUUGACUGUUAUAAACCUUUUGAGAGAGAAAAAAUAACAAAACUGCAUUAUAAAUAAUAGUAGAUUUCAAAUCAUGGGGGACGCUAAUUUUACCAGAUGAAUAGAAAUGAAAGAGUAAUGUUAUUUUAAUUAAAUGGCAAGUUAUUUGUAAGGCAUUUAUUGGGUGAUUUAAUACUAAACAGUUUUAAACUGUUUAAUUAGAAGGUAAAACUUGCGGUGAAAUUAAAUCUUUCAAAUUUCUCUGAUUAAAAAAAGUGUACGUUUUACAGACUGUGGAACAAAGAUUUGUUCAAUUUUAUAUGCAUUUCUAAUGUAAAUAAAGACUGUUAAGUUAUCCCCCUAAACCUGCGUGAUUCAGCGUGUGCCACCAGCAUAGAGUCAGGUCAGAUUUCAUUUGUGCAGUUUGACCACACUCUAUCCUGUUGGUAGCCUAAUUUUUGUGUUUUGAACACUGAAAUUCCUAAAACUUUAAAUGGAUCAUUCAGAUGUCAAAGUAGGAAAAAUCUGUUUUACUUACUCAGCAGGUUAAGUGUUAAUACACAACAAUCAGAUGAUAUGUGAAAUAAUUAUUUUAUUAUGCAUUUGGAUUCCUUCUCUAAGCUUCAUUACAGCAAUUGUGAUCUGAAAGGUCAAGGCCUAAAAGGAUGACCUAGUUUUCAUUGUGAUGUCUUUAAUAUUUUUUUUUUGUAUUAUUCUAUGUAUUGCAUAUUAUGUUUUGUAUAUGCUCAAGAGAUUUUUGAAAGUGCGUAAACUCAAAGUUGUGAAAAAUAUUUGCCAAAUGGAUUAUAUAUAUAUAUACAUGUAUAUACAUGAUAUACAAUAUGUUUUAGUCAUACUUUUAGUCAUUGAUUGUACUUUGUGAAAUUAAGAAUUGGCAGCUUUCUCCAGUUCU
Molecule: messenger RNA, 5020 nt
Organism: Ruditapes philippinarum (Manila clam)
Lineage: Eukaryota; Metazoa; Mollusca; Bivalvia; Venerida; Veneridae
Product: terminal nucleotidyltransferase 4B-like
Exons: 12
Coding region: 134-2149 (671 amino acids)
Biological process (GO): RNA 3'-end processing
Cellular component (GO): nucleolus; TRAMP complex
Molecular function (GO): poly(A) RNA polymerase activity; mRNA binding
Source: RefSeq, a predicted model, not a curated record